Vanrija pseudolonga is the source of this 990-nucleotide messenger RNA. RefSeq lists its product as uncharacterized. The transcript has a single exon. Lineage: Eukaryota; Fungi; Basidiomycota; Tremellomycetes; Trichosporonales; Trichosporonaceae. The record is from RefSeq and is a predicted model, not a curated record. Bases 1 to 990 code for a protein of 329 amino acids.
AUGCCAGUAUCGAUAGACCACACGGCACACCCAUACCUCCUCGACCUGAUCAUCUCGUACGCGCCACUCGCGUCCCUCCUCCAGCUACGCGCAACGUCGCGCGGCUUCCGCGAGCGGGUGCGCCCGCGCGUCGAGCGGCUCCUGUCACGACACCUCAUCCUCACGCGCACCACGAGCGAAGACGGCGACGGCGAUGGCCUGGCACUCUACCCGCCCUCCAAGGGCCGCGCGGACCCGCGCUGGCACAUCGGCAUCGUGCCCUCUACCCUCGUCGUGCUGGAUGUCGACGUCGGCGAGUUCGUCCCCCACGAGCUCGCGACGGUCACAUCUACCACCUCGCCAGCGCUGCGCACCCUGCGGCGGUUCAACUGGCCCACGAGCUCAAUCUUCAACCCGUUCACUAUCCCCUCGGUCUCACUCGGCACCGUGGUCGACUUUGUCGACCUGUCAACCCACCCGCCGCUGGGCAGCAGCGCGCCCCUCGUCGACUCGGGCGUGACGCGCCAUGUGCUGCAUGUACGGUGGGACACGAACGCGUACGCUCCAGGGAGUCUCGGCACGCUGCUCGCGCUCCCGUCCGUACACGAGUUUGUGCUCGCGCUCUGGCCGUUCUCCGUCCCGAAAGCCCCGCCGCCAAGCACCCGCGUCUACGUCGACCUCUGCUGCAUCUUCAACUCGCUCAUCCGCGCGGGCGAGCGGCCGCUCGUCACAGUUGUCGGGCUUGAGCAUGUUGACCCGAACCAAAUCACCGAGGAGCGCGAGGUGCCGUUCAAGCGCGGCUGUUUCGACGCGACCGUCGCUGCCUUCCGCGAGGAGCUACAAGCCCAAGUCGCGCUCUUCCGCGAGUCUGGCCACGCAGAGGAAUUUGCCUUCGAGUGCAUCACCUUUGAGGAGUGGCACGAGCGCCUGGGCGACGACAAGGACGACAUUGGAGUCUGGCCCGAAGAGUGGAAACGCAGGUGGGUGGUCGUUGUGGGUGAACAGAGCUGA